CAGGUAGGGCACAACCGGUGAGUUCCUGUUGCGGUCGGACGACUCGAGUGGGGGGAAACGUUCGACGGCGACGCGAGCGCCGGCCAGUACCGCCGCCCGCUCAGUCAGUUUUCGAUACCGGUUCGUGUCGCCGUCUUUGUGUGUUCCGCGCUCGACAAUAUUAUUGUGUGUGUGUUGCGUCUGUGCGCUCGCGAGUGUGAUCCGUCGUGAAGAUGUCUUGUUCGCGUCGACAACGUGCGUGAUCCAUUUACGAUACUUAGAGUGCGCGAGUGAAACAGUAAAUUAUUAUCAUAAUUCGUACGACUUGUUCGGGUUUUUCGUGUGCAAUAUCGACAUGUCGCCGUCGUCACAGUUAUAAUAACAGUGCCCGGAAUCCGGAUUUGGCGAUAUCGAAAAGCGUGCGCCGCGAAUAAUAUUUUUAAUAUUACAUUAUUUAAAUUUCUCGUCUGUGCGGGUUAGUCGCGAUCGUGAAAAUGUGGCGGUUUAGCGGCGGUCGCAGUGCGCGGUUCUUGGCCGCGGCGGCGUUGCUGGCGCUGGUGGUGCCGUCCGCGGUCCGGUCGUUCGAGGGCUGCCCGGCCGUGUGCUCCUGCAAGUGGAAAGGCGGCCGGCGGACGGUCGAGUGUGCCGACCGCGCGCUGAUCACCGUGCCGACGGGCGUGGACGCGGACACCCAAGUGUUAGACCUGUCCGGAAACAAUCUGCAGAUCCUGCCCAACGAGACGUUCUACAAGGCGGGCCUGGCCAACCUGCAGAAAGCGUAUCUACGCAACUGCCGCAUUGGGCAGAUCGACGAGAGUGCGUUUCGCGGUCUGACCAACCUUAUCGAGCUGGACCUGUCCAACAAUAUGCUCACGUCCGUGCCGUCGUACGUGUUCCGGGACGUGCCGUACCUGCGCGACCUGUCCGUGGCCGGCAACCCCAUACAGAAGAUCGAAGCGCACGCCUUCUCUGGCUGUCCGUCCGUCGUCAAGGUGGACGCGUCCCACUGCGGGCUCACGUCGGUGGCCGGUCUCGCGUUCAGUGGCGUCGUCCGGCUGGAGACGCUACGCAUCAACGACAAUCGGCUGACCGAGCUGUCGGCCACCGUGCUCGAGUCGCUCAACAAGCUCCGGUCCGUCGAGCUUCAUGACAACCCUUGGGUGUGCGACUGUCACCUGCGGCCCAUGAAGCUGUGGCUGGCCGGCAACAACGUGCCGUACAGCCAACCGGCCCUGUGCUCGGGCGGCCCCGACAGGCUGUCCGGCAAGCCGCUCACUGAGCUGGACGUGGAGGACUUCGACUGCCGGCCGGACGUGCGCGCCGAGUCCCGGUACGUAGAGGUGACCGAGGGCCACAACGUGACGGUCCGGUGCCGGGUCGAGCCAGGUUCGAUGGCACACAUUGCUUGGUACCUGAACGGCCGCCGGUUGCAGGGCGCCGGUACGCCGGCUAUCGGAUAUCCGGGCGCCGCGUCUGCUAACCCGCGCAUGUUCGUCUUGGACGGCGUUGACGAGGAGGACGGCGGCCGCCGGAGUGAGAUGACGCUGACGGACGUGCGGCGAGAGGACGCUGGCCAGUACUCGUGUCUGGCCGAGAACCGGGCCGGCAACUCCGAGGCCAACUUCACCGUUUACGUGACCGACCGGCCGUCCGUCAUCAUGUCGACGUUCGGUUCGGCGCACGUGAACGGCGUGGCCGCCGCCAUGGCCGCGCUCAUCGUUUUCAUAUUGGUGUUGAUCGCGUUGACCGUGAUGCGUAUCCGGCGAUCCGGAUAUCCGGCCGACACCAAGCCCACGGAAGUGGCUGGAAAUCGCAGCGGCGGCGGUAGCGGCAAACCCAGCACCGGUUCGAUGGCCCUGCAUGGUGGUGGAGCGACAUUGGGACGUGGCGGGGUAGGAUACGGAAACGGUGGGAUGUUGACCGGGGGCGGAAAGACCAACCCGGCGCUGGAUAUAUCAUCCGUGAUCGAGCGGAACUACGACCCCGACCUGGAACCCGGGUUGGGAUCCGUCUGCACGCCCACGGGAUCGUAUCACGUAUCUGGACUGGACCUAAUACACGACCACGACGCUUCCCGGCUGGAGAUGUGCGAUUCGCCAAUGUCUUCGACCGCAAAACCUCCACCGUCAUAUUACAGCGGUGGCAGGACCGCGUCCAGUGGCGGAAACGUGCGCCCGUACGACGAUCGGACGCCGAUCAUCGGCACCGGAAGUGCGGGCGACGCGUACAGCGUGGGCACCGGAUCCGACGAAGUGUUCUCGUACAACAGCCAACAGCAGUUGCACUACGGCGGCGGUCAUUACGGCCAUCAGCAACAACAAGCCGUCGGCGGCGGUAGCGUCAACAGCGAUUACCCGGCCGACUACGGUCUGCCGAUCAUACCUACCGGCCAUCACCUGAAUCAGUCUUCGACCAACGUGUCUCAGUACGGCCAUCAUCCGCAGCAGCACCCUCAACAACAACAACAACACCAUCAACAACAACAACCAUCACAACAUCAUCAGUUCUACAACAACCAUCUCCAACACCAGCAGCAGCUGCAGCAUCAUCAACAGGAAUACGUCCAACAACAGCAAGACGCGUCUCAGCAACCGUCGGUCAAGACCCUGCGGGUGUGGCAGAGGGGCGUACCGGUGUUGCCCACCACGCCGUCCCUGCAGAGGUUCGCCAACAGGACUUCGCCCACCACGCCCGGCACUGACGUCUGAGGGUAGUACUCGAUUCGAGUCGACCCGGGUUCGUUGUUGUUAUCCUUCCGACACCUGUAGUACACCGUAAUGUUAAUCUCUCAUGUUGUACCGUUGUUUCGUUUUAUUUCAUGACGGCGCGUUUCGUUACUCUUCUGCGAUUUUUGUUGUUGUUGUUUUAUUGUUAUUGAUGUAAUAUGGUUAUUAUGUUGUUAUUUUUAAUUGCGUGCUCGGCGUGUGACGCAACCGCGAUGACCCGAAACGGACGAUUUUUUUCCAUCCUGACAACUCUCCAGCCGACACCAGCUGGACCCGCGACCAAAACCAAAGUCUAUGGCCAACCAUCGGUAGAACGACCUUUUCAGAUGGUCUGCCGCGUAUAGGUUGUGAACGAAAAAAAAGUACCUCUUUUCGGCAAAAACUCCGACUGGUCACGUGUAUUGGCCCGUUUUUUUUACGUAUUUUUUUUCCUAAUUUUUCGAAAACCAAAACGAAACGGAAAAAACCGGCCGUGAGAUCUCAUUCGUUACGGAGACUCGCGUCAUGCCCAAUGUUGUUCCUCUUGUACAUUAUUGUAAUAGCUGAUGUAUAUAUAUAUAUAAAAUAUAUUAUAUUGUAGGUACGACGGCGUGAUGUACCUAUAUAUAUCAUUAUUAUUACUAUAUCACGUCGUAAACGAGUUAUGUGUAAGUAUAAGUUACGUAUAGACAUAUUAUAUUUCCCCCCUCAAAAUAUGGCUGUGAUGAUGCGGUUUGUUUUUUGCUCGAUUGCGACAAAGAAAAACCUAUUUUUUAUUAUUAUUAUUUUUUUUUUAAAUUACCUAUGUAAGAUAAAAAUGUUAAAAACAAUAAAAAAAAAAAGAAGUUACGAUUAUUCCGUAAUAUUGUUUAAUGCAAACGACUACUAUAAUAUAAUACAAUAUAAUAAUAUAUGGCGGCGACGAUGGACGGUGACGAUAUUAUGUAGGCGCUCGCACGACGCAUCGCUGAAAUGCCAAAUCAAACUUUAUUAUUAAUAUUAUUACAAUAAAUUGCAGUUUAAUUAAUAUAUUUUUAUUCAAAGGCAUAAAGUUAUAAAAUAUUAUAUCCCUUGUGUCCACUGCGUGCGCCAAAACUCCGGUCGUCCGGCGUCGUACACUAUAUUAUAUUAUUAUUAUUUACGCAUUGUCACUACCUAUUAUUAUAUCAUAUUUAUGUUAUGUUAUGAAAAUUGAAUGAAUACGAACCGAUGAUUAUAAUUUAUGUAAUAUUUCCAUUUUUUAGUAUUAUCGUUGUUACAUGUAUAUAUAAUAUAUAAUAAGGAAUAUUAUUUAUUUGUGUACCGUGUAGGUAAAAAUAUAUUUAAUAUUAAGCAUUGUACCUAUGUUUUUUUUCUCUUGUAAUUUUGAUGAACUUUAAAAUAAUAUAAUAACAUGUUCAUUGUUUUUUCGUCGACCCCAUACAGUAUAUAUAAUAUUAUUAUCAUAAAUAAAUUACGAAUUAUACGUUAAGACAAUACAAUAAUUUAUUAUAUACCUGACGUUUUUUUAUUUAAAUAUACGAUUAUUAUUUUUUAACAUA
Messenger RNA from Metopolophium dirhodum (rose-grain aphid), 4225 nucleotides. RefSeq names its product leucine-rich repeat-containing protein 24-like. Gene Ontology annotation, molecular function: protein binding. NCBI's taxonomy places the organism in Eukaryota, Metazoa, Arthropoda, Insecta, Hemiptera, Aphididae. Bases 474 to 2687 code for a protein of 737 amino acids. The record is from RefSeq and is a predicted model, not a curated record. The transcript has a single exon.